This is a messenger RNA of Belonocnema kinseyi, 693 nucleotides long. RefSeq names its product coiled-coil domain-containing protein 58 (gene Ccdc58). The record is from RefSeq and is a predicted model, not a curated record. Gene Ontology annotation, cellular component: mitochondrial intermembrane space; mitochondrion. The transcript is spliced from 2 exons. The coding region runs from base 69 to 506 and encodes 145 amino acids. NCBI's taxonomy places the organism in Eukaryota, Metazoa, Arthropoda, Insecta, Hymenoptera, Cynipidae.
CUAUUCUAUUACAUUACCUACUGAAAAUAUAAUGUGUGGUACGCCUGUUUCAUUACUUUCUAUCAACAAUGGCUGCAGCUGCCAACAUGGAGUGUAUCGAUUUUAUGGAAUUCCAGGAUUCCUUAAAGAAGAUGCGCAAAAUGGACGAUACAAUUAUCUAUUUACUAAAUUCAGUAUUACCGACGGAUUCGUUCAGAGCACAAUUGGAUCCAACUCAUCAGUGCAAAGAUCUGUAUCAACGGAUACAAAAAGGCCACUCCGAGCGAGAAAUUGCAAUUAAAAAAUGCCUGGAAGUUUCACGUGAAAGAGUGAAAAAUUUAAAGUCUCAGAGAGAAGGAGAGCAUGAAAACGACGUAGGUUUGAUUAAAAAAUUAAGGAAAGAACAAAGCACACUUCGUUUGCUUGAAUCAGAAUUAAAUGUGGAAGAGGUCGUGAAAAAACGAACACUUUCUGUUUAUCACGAAAAGUGUCGGGGAUAUUAUAAACCAUCGAAUUUAGAAUCGUGAGACAAAUCUAGGUCGGUUCUUCAAUACAAGAAGGAAGGGCCGAAUGAAUAUUGUUUUAGAAUAUAUUGUACUCGAGAAAAUUCGAUAAACGAUAGCAUUUGUAAAUUACGAUAAUCUGUAUCACACUGUUUUUCCAGUUUUUUCAACAAAACUGUUUAGAGAAUUAUAUAAUUGAUUUAAUUCAAAA